Molecule: messenger RNA, 1539 nt
Organism: Truncatella angustata
Lineage: Eukaryota; Fungi; Ascomycota; Sordariomycetes; Amphisphaeriales; Sporocadaceae
Product: major facilitator superfamily domain-containing protein
Exons: 4
Coding region: 1-1539 (512 amino acids)
Biological process (GO): transmembrane transport
Cellular component (GO): membrane
Molecular function (GO): transmembrane transporter activity
Source: RefSeq, a predicted model, not a curated record
AUGGCAGCUGAAAAACAGGGAAUCAGUGAUGGGAUCCGACCUGCAACCGCCGAUCAGGAUCCUGGUUUGAACAAGCUAGACAUUAAAGACGAGACUGGAGACUUUGCGGUAAGGGCUCUAGCUGCGGGCCCUGUCGAUGAAGCUGCGUCCAGAAAAGUCCGCAGGAAAAUUGAUCGAUAUAUCCUACCGUUUCUGUGUAUCACUUAUGCACUUCAAUUCAUCGACAAAUCCUCCCUGGGCUAUAGCUCUGUAUAUGGAAUCAUCGCGGACAACGGCUUGGUAGGCCAGGAUUACUCCUGGGUCAGCUCUAUCUUUUAUUUUGGAUAUCUACUCGCCGAAUAUCCAGGAGUCGCCAUCCUCCAGCGGUUUCCAGUGGCGAAAUUCCUCGGGGCAAACAUCGCCCUUUGGGGGAUAAUCUUGAUGACAACAGCGGCAUGUAACUCAUUUGGCGGGCUCGCCGCAGCUCGAUUUAUCCUUGGAAUGACCGAAGCCACCAUCUCACCCGGCUUUGUCGCCGUCACGGGCAUCUGGUGGACGAGACAAGAACAAGCCAGCCGCUCUGCUCUGUGGAUCUCAUUCCUGGGCGUCGGGAGCUUUGUUGGCGUGCUUAUCGCAUACGGUAUCGGGCACAUUACAGGCCACCUCAACCCGUGGCGAUACAUCUAUAUCAUCCUCGGCGCAGUGACAGUUGUGUGGGGUGUCCUCUUCACCAUUUUCGUCCCCGACAGUCCCUCACGCGUAAAGUGGCUGAGCGAAGAGGAAAAGGUCGUUGCGGUCCAGCGCGUCAUCGGAAACAAGACGGGAACCAAGACUCGCCAGUUCAACAAAGAUCAGAUACUCGAGGCUGCUACAGACCCAAAGAUCAUCAUCCUGGGAUUGAUAUCAUUUGUCAAUGCUCUAGCGUCUGGUGGACUAUCAUUUGGAUCCUUGAUCAUUUCGGGAUUCGGGUUCACUCCUAUCCAGACAACAUUGAUGAACCUGCCCUUGUCCACCGUACAGCUGGUGACUCAGCUUUUCGGCGGAUGGCUGAUCUCGAAAGUCUCCAGUUCGCGUCUAAAUAUUGCAACUGUUGCCAUGAUUCCACCAAUCAUCGGCACAUGCCUCAUUAAUCAGCUUGCGACCGACAACAAAUGGGGCAGACUGGUCGGCGUCUGGCUCCUUGGCUCGUACCCUGUGGGCUUUAUGGUGAUCCUUGGCCUCCUGUCGACCAACAUAGCCGGCAGCACGAAACGCUCGGCUGCCUCAGGUUGGGUGUUCGUGUGCUACUGCGUCGGCCAGAUCGCGGGGCCCCAAUUCUUCAAGUCCGCCCAGGCCCCGGCCUACCAUAGUGGGAUUGCCGCCAUGCUUGCAGGUUUUGUAUUGAACCUUGUGCUGAAUCAAGUCUUGAGGUCUCUGUAUGUCCUCGAGAACAAGAGGCGAGAUCGAAGCAUUGCGGAUAAGUCCGAGGAGGAGAUUACGGAGAUGAAGCGCGAGAGCGACCUUCAGGGCUUUGAGGACGUCACAGAUAAGGGCAACGCAAUGUUCAGAUAUGUGCUCUGA